Molecule: messenger RNA, 727 nt
Organism: Chrysoperla carnea
Lineage: Eukaryota; Metazoa; Arthropoda; Insecta; Neuroptera; Chrysopidae
Gene: EloB
Product: elongin-B
Exons: 4
Coding region: 157-510 (117 amino acids)
Biological process (GO): transcription elongation by RNA polymerase II
Cellular component (GO): elongin complex; VCB complex
Molecular function (GO): protein binding
Source: RefSeq, a predicted model, not a curated record
UCUGCAAGAAUAAUUCCGAAAAUCUUACAUACAUACACCACACAUAUUUGCUUCUUUAAGGUCAAUUCUGUUGUAAAUUUUACUUAGAAUUUCUAUUUUUUCUUUUAACAAAAGCAGUAUCCGCUAAUUAAGCGGACAAUUAAAUAAUUGUUCAAAAUGGAUGUAUUUUUAAUGAUAAGGCGAAAAAAGUUAACAAUAUUUACCGAUGCAAAGGAUACAACGACUGUUGGCGAAUUAAAGCAAAUGAUCGAAGGAAUUAUAAAAGUUAUACCCGCAAGACAGCAGUUAUACAAUAAGGAUAAUCAAGUUAUGAGUGAUGAGAAAACUUUACAAGACUAUGGAUUAACUUCAGCUACGGCUAAAGCUCAAUGUCCCGCUUUAGUUGGAUUAGCUUUAAAACAAGAAACUGGCGAUUUUGAACCAUUAGAAUUGACCCCAUAUUCAGCACCACCAGAUCUACCAGAUGUUAUGAAAGCACAAGACGCAAACGGUCAGGAAACAUCCUCUUGAAUAUUUACGUCCAUUCAGCAAUAUUUUUGCUUUUAUACAUUUACUUUUUGGCUUAUUUAUCAAAAAAAAUAAACAAAAAAAAUUAUGAAAAUCUAAAUAGCUUCAUUAAACCAAUUCAUUUUAUCACUAACGUAAAAAUAUUGUCAAAGUUUCAUCAUUCGAAUUUGCUUAUAGAAUUUAACAUAUUUUUUACAUAUUAAUGAGCGAUUUUCAAAUC